AUGUUCUUGUAUUACUUUUAUACUUGAAGAAAUUUAGUAGUAAAGAUUUCCUUACACGCAGUUCUUGCAGAAUGGCGCAUAGCUGUCGUCUGCUCUGUGGGUUUUUAAUGAGCUGCAUCGGCUGGACUGGUAUUAUAAUCGCGACCUCAACAAAUGAUUGGGUGAUGACCUGUAAAUACGGCAUGCACACCUGCAGGAAGAUGGAUGAGCUGGAGACGAAGGGCUUGUGGACAGAGUGCGUCAUCUCGACCGCUCUUUACCACUGCAUCUUACUCAACCAGAUCCUGGAUAUACCUGCUUACAUCCAGACAUCUCGCGCUCUGAUGGUCUCCGCCUCUUUGCUCGGUCUGCCCUCUCUGGCUCUUGUGCUGGUGGCGAUGCCAUGCGUCAAACUAAGCCAAGAGACAGAGGACACUAAAUGCAAACGUGCAGUCUUGGGAGGGCUCCUUAUGCUGUUAAUAUCUCUAUGUGGAAUGGUGUCAACUGUGUGGUUCCCCAUUGGUGCACUUCAUGAGGACGGUCUGAUGUCAUUCGGGUUUUCACUGUAUGCUGGCUGGGUCGGUUCAGCCCUUUGUUUUUUUGGCGGCUCUGUGAUGACAUGUUGUUCACGGGCCGACGGUCUGACCCAGAAUUCUGAAAACCGCUUCUACUACUCAAAACACAGCACAGUGGAGUCUGGCCCUCCACUAAACAGUCAUGCCAAAAGCGCACAUGUUUGAGAUUGGAGACACACACUGGAUAAGAAAGAGUUCAGGCUUAAAUGUCAAGAUGGGUUUUGGGCAGACAUAUAUACAACCUCACACACCUUUGAAAUAUGUGUGGAAUUUGUUUUCCACUACCAUGGUUUGACUACAACCAUGUGCAGAUCAGGAGAGAACAGAGAAUUUGGUGGAAACUGUUAUUCUUUUUCCUUUCCUCUUUUUUUUUUUGUGCUAAAACUCUAAGAUGCCUGAACAUGAAAGGCUUUGUUUAAACAGACAUUGAAAUCAAUCCAAAGAGAAUCACAGGUCCAUCUUUCCUCAGCAUAUU
Messenger RNA from Xyrauchen texanus (razorback sucker), 1029 nucleotides. RefSeq names its product claudin 11b (gene cldn11b). Gene Ontology annotation, molecular function: structural molecule activity. Lineage: Eukaryota; Metazoa; Chordata; Actinopteri; Cypriniformes; Catostomidae. The record is from RefSeq and is a predicted model, not a curated record. The transcript has 3 exons. Gene Ontology annotation, cellular component: bicellular tight junction; plasma membrane. Bases 72 to 719 code for a protein of 215 amino acids. Gene Ontology annotation, biological process: bicellular tight junction assembly; cell adhesion.